This is a messenger RNA of Melitaea cinxia (Glanville fritillary), 4296 nucleotides long. RefSeq lists its product as uncharacterized. The coding region runs from base 1 to 4296 and encodes 1431 amino acids. Gene Ontology annotation, cellular component: cytoskeleton. NCBI's taxonomy places the organism in Eukaryota, Metazoa, Arthropoda, Insecta, Lepidoptera, Nymphalidae. The record is from RefSeq and is a predicted model, not a curated record. The transcript has 28 exons.
AUGUCUUACAAAUGUGAAAACGAUAUAACAAAAACAUCUAUGAUGGGAACUUAUCUCGUUCAAAUAGAUCCUGGCUGCGAGAUUCUACUUAAUGAUCUUCAUUUAUAUUAUCUUCAACACACAUUGGAAAAAUUUGAAUACAAGGUGACACCUAUUAUUAAUUUACCUCAGCCAAAGAAGGAACUCCCUAUUCCUGUCGAUCCGAUUGAUAUUAAGGGAAUUAAUUUGGAUGACAUAAAGUAUCUAUCUGCGGCCUUAAAAAUGAAAAGUUCAAGAAAAGUUACUAACGAGUCUAUUCCUUUGUUACAGCUUUCGGAGCUCGAACAGCGAGUUCUGGAAGCCGAAGGGAGAGCGGAAGAAGCGGAAGAUAAGGUCCGCGCCAUGGAGCAGCGGCUGUGCGAGUGGCCAGCUGGCGCUGAAGGAGCGCCGAAAGCCAUCUCGCGACUUGAAGGCCAAAUAGAAGAACAGAAGCAGCUGCGACUCCAAGACGCGAAACAGGUUGAGGCAAAGGCCGCACGCAUCAAGGAAUGGGUUACGAACAAACUCAGAGAACUUGAGCAACAGAACCAAUUAUUGAGGGAACAGAACGACCGCUGUAACCAGCAGUUAGAGCUACUUAGAAACCAUAUUGCCACACAGGGGAGCAGAAAUUGUGCUGUAAGUCAGUUUCUGCCAUCUCGGGGAAGCUUAUCCUUAGAAGUGAGGACGGAAGACGGUACCCGUGCCUCAACAAGCCUGUUGGCUAAUAGCCGACGACGCUCUGAGAGCCUUGAGGGUCACCAGCUCCCUAUAACGUCGUCGGAACCACAUUACAGUACUCCAGUGCGACACAGGCGGAAUCUAUCGAUUGGCACCACAAACUUGACUCAAACAAACGCCAAUAGCCAAUUGAACACUAUGAACCGGACCAUGGAUGAAAGGACCACUGCUAGUUUACUAGCUGAUGACCUCGCGGCUGCGGUAGAAAAUUUAGUGGUGCUACCGACAACUCCAAAUACUUCCACAGACGGUGACACGACACAUGACUAUGCUGAAAUUUACACACCUAGCAGAGAGCGGACCCCGGCGUGGCAGGGUGUACACGUGGUGGUCCAGGGUACGAGCCGUGGCUCCUCCACUGGAGACAGCUGUGCUUCCGAGCAGCCUCGGCCCCCCACGCCUCCCCUCCACCGCUUCCCUUCCUGGGAGGCCAAGAUCUACCAGGUGGCCGAUGAUGGAUUACAACAGUCAGUAGAAGAGGAACUCAGUCCACCGCCCUGUCCUCGAACUAUGCACGAGUCUACAAGUUACCAAGACAUCUCGGUUCCAGUAUAUGCGACUGUUAAAGGGCGUGCCAGUCAAAUCCGAUCGAUGCCAUUCACGGGUGAUUCAUCAGACGAUUCAUCAGACGGUGAAGAAUCAAUGGGCGUCACAGCCCAUAAUACACCUCACCACAAUCCUUUAUAUGGUCAAUCUUCAAACAUGCCAAUGCCAAUCAACAACAUAAACUUAACAAGCAUCUUACCCGCCUCAAUACAACAGACCUCCGGAACUCACGGGCUAGUACUGAACAAUACAAACGGACAGUGUAGUUCCUCAGAUACAAGUUUAAGUGCGAGCAGUCCAUCGAAAAGUGUUAAAACGAGUUCGAGUCUAAGUCCAGCGAAGAGGUCCAGUAGUGGGUCUCCGAGUAAACAGAGUAAAACUAGGGACACGUCGUUCGAGUCGGGCGUGUCGGACGACUACGCGGUGCCGCCGGACGCGUGGGGCGAGGGCGCGCGCGACUCGCCGCGCCGCGAGCCGCUGGAGAAGAGCGGCCACCUGGCCAAGCUGGGCGGCAAGCUCAAGACCUGGCGCAAGCGCUGGUUCGUUCUCAAAAACGGUACACUAUCGUAUUGGAAGUCUCAAUCUGAAGUUAACAGAAAGCCACAAGGUCAGAUCGGUUUGGGCGAAGCUUGCAAGAUAUCUCGAAAUGAAGGCGCCGCUACUUUUGAAAUCUUUACCGGCAGUCGAACCUAUUACUUGACGGCUGACAGCAUCGCGACUAUGGAGGAUUGGAUACGAGUUUUGCAAAAUGUCCAAAGGCGAAACGCAACAAAACUUCUUUUAAGCAAGGAAGACAACAAACCAACAAUUCAAGGCUGGCUCACCAAAGUAAAGAAUGGUCACGCGAAGAAAAGCUGGUGCGUGUUACUGGGCAAAAUGUUCCUGUAUUUCAAGAGCCCAGGCGAUCAGAAUCCUACUGGACAGAUCAACAUGCGGGACGCCCGUGUCGAGGAUGUGGAGCACGUGUCAGACUCUGAUUCAGAGGAGAAGGCGGACGACGGCCGCAACCUCACCGUGGCUAUCUACCCGCAGCACCAGGUGACCGGGGGUCCAACUUACCUCCUGUUCGAGUGCAAAGCGGACAAAGACUCGUGGUUGUACCACCUGACGGUGGUGAGCGGAGGUGGCCUCAGUCAGGGGACACAUUUCGAACAACUCGUGCAAAAACUCAUGGAGACCGAUGGUGAUCCUAAUUGUGUUCUUUGGAGGCAUCCAACCUUAUUAUACUCUAAGGAAAACAUAACAUCGCCACUGACCUCUCUAAAUUCCGAAGCCCUACAAGCAGAAGCUAUAAAAUUAUUUAAAUGCGUGCAGCUGUUCAUGUCGGUGGCGGUCGAGCACGCCGGCAUCGAUUACCACGUGGUGCUGGCGCAGAACGCGCUGCAGCAGUGCCUGGAGGUGGGCGAGCUGCAGGACGAGCUGGUGUCGGCGCUGUGCAAGCAGAGCUCGCCGCACGCGCCCUCCAAGCACGCCGUGCAGCAACUGCUACUGUGCGCGACCCAGUCGUUGUUCACUUGCGACACGGGCGCGUCCUCAGUCGGCGGCGACAACAAGAGCGACGUCCCGCAGAACUCUGCAGGAUCGCCUAGCUCGAUACAGGCCCCGUUGCUCUCAGUGGACUGUAAAAGCAACCCGCCUACCUAUAGCUUUGUUCAGGGCUGGCAACUAUUAGCACUAGCGGUCAGUUUAUUUGUACCAAGGAACAAUAGAUUAUUGUGGUAUUUGAAGCUACAUCUUAGUAGGCACGCUGACACCAAAACGGAAUGUGGUAAAUACGCAGCAUAUUGUUCGCGCGCCUUAGAACGAACUCUACGUAAUGGCGGGCGGACGGACAGGCCUUCCAGAAUGGAGGUGUUGUCUAUAUUACUAAAGAAUCCCUACCACCACUGUCUCCCACAUGCAAUUCCUGUGCACGUACUCAAUAAUACAUACCAGGUGGUAAGUUUUGAUGGAUCAACAACUGUGGAAGAGUUUCUAUCGACCUUGAGCACGGAACUCGGAUGCAGGGAACCAACCGCAUCAGGGUUCGCCCUGUUCAGUGACGACCCUAUUGAGAAGGACUUGGAACAUCAUAUCAAACCGGACAAGAAGUUAUGCGAUGUUAUAUCAAAAUGGGAAACGGCGUUACGGGAAAAAGGAUCUGGAAAGUUCGAAAAUUCAAGAGUAAUCAGGCUGACGUUUCGAAAUCGAUUGUACUUCAAGAGUUCGGUGAGAACAGAAACCGACAAGGAGAGGUUGCUUCUCUGCUAUCAAGUUAAUCAACAAGUCGUGGCCGGGCGGUUCCCCGUGACGCGCGAGCUGGCCGCGGAGCUGGGCGCGCUGAUGGCUCAGCUGGACGCGGGCGACCACUGCGCCGCCAGCGCGCAGCACCACCAGGCGCUCGCGCAGCGCUUCUACCCCUACCGCUACCGCGCCGGCCUCUCCUCCGACGAGCUCAGAGAUCUCGAAGAAAAGCUCAGAUCAAAGUGGAUUGCACUUAAAGGUCGUAGUACGGCAGAUUGUGUGAGAAUUUAUCUCAACUGUACGAGGAAGUGGCCGUUCUUCGGCGCAACAUUGUUCCAAGCUAGAAUAAAACAACCAGAUUUAUCGAUGGCGUGGCUCGCUGUGUCUGAGGAAGGAGUCACAGUGCUAGAGCUGGCGUCUAUGGCGGUCAUAGGGAGAUACGCACUAAAUUCUAUCGGCUUGUUCGGUGGAUUACAGGAUGAUCUUAUGAUGUUAAUUGAUGCGGAAGAUGCUUCUAGUCCAGUUCAUAAGAUGUUAAUUAGUCUCAAUAAACCAAAGAUGGCGGAGCUCACGCAUCUGAUCGCGGACUACAAGAACGCUCUGCAGCGCGGCGGCGCCGGCACGCCCGCGCUCAGCUCGCUCACGCGCCACGGCUCGCACCGCUCCGCGCGCCGCACGCCCUCCACGCUGCCCGCGCCCGCGCCGCCCGACCUGCUGCGCGCCACGCCCGACCACCGCCGCGCGCACUCGGGCCACGCCACCAAGUGA